This is a messenger RNA of Actinia tenebrosa (Australian red waratah sea anemone), 2353 nucleotides long. RefSeq lists its product as uncharacterized. Lineage: Eukaryota; Metazoa; Cnidaria; Anthozoa; Actiniaria; Actiniidae. The record is from RefSeq and is a predicted model, not a curated record. Gene Ontology annotation, biological process: regulation of transcription by RNA polymerase II. Gene Ontology annotation, molecular function: DNA-binding transcription factor activity, RNA polymerase II-specific; RNA polymerase II cis-regulatory region sequence-specific DNA binding.
AUUACGUUGCCAGUUCUUGUUCGUCUCGUUGUCUUCCCAGCGUUCACCACAGAAAACACCAACCCGGCGUGCUUUGCGAUUAUUUCAAUCCCAGAAUCUCCAGGUUGAAGCGAUAGCAUUCACCUGUGAAUCACCAUGGAAACAGUCCAUUUAGAACAGAUGCCUCCCACUGAGAAAGAACUUGAUGAACAAGAAAAAGAAAAUACUCUUGAAGAAACAGUUGAGGAAACCUGCGAAGCGUCAGGUGGUGGAGAAUCUGUGAAUCAUGAGGCAGAUCAACCAGUCAACCCAACAGAACAAGAGGUUAUUGGCUUACUAUUGGCUCAGCAACAUGUGUUCUCUAAUGGAAAUGCCGAAGCUGAAUCUGUCAAAGCAGUUGCUAUGGUACCAAGUGAAGUGCUUCAAGAUGAGACUGUUGUAGAAGAGGUAACUGAGCAAUCUAAUAUUGACAACAAACCAGACCAUGAGAUCAUUGUUGGUCAGCAGUGUGAACAGGAGAGUGCAACAGCUUCAAUCAUGGAAACUGUACAACAAUCUAGCGAAGAUCACAACCAGCAAAACACUGACAGCUUUGUGCCUGUCCAGUCCAGCCUGGCUGCAUCAGAUCUUGUACAGUCAGUGGUUGUCAGUACAGCAGGGGGUGCUGUCUACCUUGAGCAACAAGCUAUAGCAUUGACAGAGCUUCCUGCCGGAGUACAUGCUAUUCCUGCAACAGGAUUUGAAGGAGCAACUUAUGUGCACCAAACAUCCGAUGGCACAAGCUACGUUAUAACCUCCGAGGGCGCUACCUUUGAAGCCCCUACAUCGGUUACCAUGGGCAACAUUGAAUCGAGUUCUUCAAUGGUAACGACGACAGGAGAGACAGUAGAUCAUAGUGGAAUCCUGGAACAAUAUGCCCAGGUGCAUCAGGGUAGCCAAUCAGAGCAUGGCGACCAUGCAGGUACUUUGUACGUGCUGCAUGAGGACCCAGAUUCCCAGGAUUCACUCGACCAAGAAGCACAGGCAACUCCUAAAAAGAUCUACCACUGUAGUAUUGAUGGUUGUGGCAAGCAGUUUUCAACAACCUAUCGCCUCAAGGCUCAUGGUCGCAGCCAUACUGGUGAUACAUUCCGAUGCGAAGAGGAGGGGUGCAAUAAAUCAUUUAUAACACAUAGUGACCUAACGAAGCAUGUCAGGACACACUCUGGAGAAAAGCCGUACAGAUGUGACCACGAGAACUGUGGACGAGUUUAUACUACAGCACACCACCUCAAGGUCCAUGAACGAGCGCAUACCGGAGAAAAGCCUUUCAAAUGCACAUUUAAUGACUGCAACAAAGCCUUUGCAACUGGUUAUGGUCUGAAGAGUCACACACGAACACAUACUGGUGAAAAGCCAUACAAGUGCCUGCACGAGGAAUGUGGCAAAGCAUUCAAGACAUCAGGCGAUUUGCAGAAACACAUCCGUACCCACACUGGAGAGCGUCCAUUCAAGUGUCCGUACGAAGAUUGUGGUCGUGCUUUCACCACCUCGAACAUACGUAAGGUUCAUAUGCGUACACAUACCGGCGAAAGACCUUACAUUUGCGAAGCUACUGGAUGUGGACGGGCAUUUGCUAGUGCUACGAACUUCAAGAAUCAUUCCCGUAUUCACACCGGUGAGCGCCCUUACUUGUGUCAAGUUCAUGGCUGUAACAAACGCUUCACCGAGUACUCUAGUCUGUACAAGCAUCACGUGGUACACACCCAUAACAAACCGUACACCUGUAAUAUAUGCAACAAGACCUAUAGACAGACAUCUACUCUAGCCAAUCAUAAGCGCACUGCUCACGGAGAAGUGGAAGAUUUUGAUGAAGACGGUUCGCCCGCAAGCAAGCGUCAGCGGAUACAGUACACAGAGAUGCCAGGUCACCACGCCUAUGCCCAAGUAGUGACAGACGAACAAUCAGUAGCUGCUAUCCAAGCAAUGGAUGGCACACUGGCCGAUAUGCAGCAAAUCACUGAAGGCACACAGAUAACCAUUCCGGUUGCCAUAGCAACAGAGUCGGGUAUUGAAGUGCAUGACGCGCGUGGCUUACAGCAUUCGAUCGCGUUGUCAGAAGGUGAACAGAUCCCAGCCACUCACAUGGUCGAUGGCAAUGGUCAUGAGAUUGACAUCGUCUCAUCUCCAAACACAGUCGUUGUGACGUCGUUAGAAGGCGGGGCCAUCGUGACUCAGGCAGGUGGAGAGACACAGAGAUACCAGGUAGUUCAUACUGGGCUGCCUGGCGAGGAAGGCGUGACGGAGGUCGUACAUGUGCAGAUGGUGAAGGAGGGAAGCGAGGAGAUCGCACAAGAAAAUGCUGAUCGAGAAAACGCUGAAAAUAUGGAAGGAG